AUGGAUGCCCAUGAUAAUGAGGCGUUAAACUGUCGCCGGUAUUUUGUAUUUGAACAUCUUCUUCAUAAGAACCAGUUAUGCGAGAGUCGUUUCAAGCUUAUGAAACAUCCAACAUCUAAAAUGGAUAACACAUCGGUUCCAACCUAUCACGUGGUCAUGGAUGUUGACUGCACCAGUCCCCCAAUAACGGUUGAUCCUGAAAAGGAUCCGUAUGUGAACAUAAAACAAAGGUUAUAUAGGACUUCCUCAUUCUAUAAAGACUUCAAACAACCGGAUAGUGAACCUUCAUCAGUCAUGCAGCAGUGCAAAGAGGAGGUAUCUAGUAUGUGUGCGUGCACCAAAGAGAGGCGAAAAAAAUUUCUUUAUAAACUCUUCCCUUUCAUCAAGAUGUACCAAAAAUAUAAUUGGAAAUUAGAUCUACCGAGUGAUAUCAUCGCUGGUUUCACCGUCGGCAUCAUGCAGCUCCCCCAAAGUAUGGCCUACUCUAUGUUGGCGGACUUGCCCCCUGUCGUGGGCCUCUACAUGUCUUUCUUUCCUGUCAUCGUCUAUUUCUUCUUCGGAACAUCGAAACAUAUAUCAAUGGGAACGGUUGCUGUUGUCAGUUUGAUGACUGGGUCAGUUUUGGCUAGACUUGGACCCCAAUAUACGGAGGAGGUACCGGGAGGAUGGUCAGUUAAUGGAACAGAAACGUUCUUCGGCAACAUAAGCACGAAUAUGUCAACGACGACACCCGGUGCACCCCCAGAACACUUGUUGUCUAGACACGAUAUAGACAUGCAGAAGAUAGCUAUAGUGUCCUCAUUUAGUAUCCUGGUUGGGAUCAUACAGGUGAUAUUUGGGGCAUGUCGACUGGGCUUCGUUACAACCUACAUGUCUGACCCUCUUGUGAGUGGGUUCACCACUGGGGCGGCCGUGCACGUCUUCACUAGUCAAGUCAAGUACAUCUUUGGAUUGGACAUUCCACGAUUUGGAAAUCUGUUCCAGAUUGUAUACACAUAUAAAGCCAUAUUUAGCAGUAUCCACGAGACACAGCUGGCAACCAUUGUAACGUCUGCAGUGUGUAUAGUGGUGAUUUAUCUAGUCAAAGUUCAGAUCAACCAAAGAUUCAAGGAUAAACUCAAGAUACCCCUGCCAAUUGAGUUAAUUGUGGUAAUUGCCGGUACGCUUGUUUCACAUUUUCUCAAAUUCAAGGUCAAAUACGAAAUGAAAGUAGUCGGAGAGAUCCCUGCCGGUUUGCCAGACCCAAUGCUGCCCACGUUUACCAAAAUGGGGGAUUAUUUCAGCGAUGCCAUCAUUGUAGCAGUAGUAGCGUUCGCCCAGUCUGUAUCACUGGCAGCUCUAAUGGCUAAAAAACACGGUUAUAUAAUAGACUCUAAUCAGGAGUUUAUAGCGUACGGUUUUGGUAAUAUCUUUGGUUCCUUUUUCUCCUGUUACCCAUUCGCCGCCUCUGUUUCACGUAGUUCUGUGCAAGAUUCGGCAGGAGGAAAAUCUCAGAUAACGAGUUUGUUUUCGGCUGCUCUCGUUCUCGUUGUCAUCCUUAUCAUCGGACCUCUGUUUGAAUCUCUGCCUAACUGUGUAUUGUCUUCAAUCAUCGUCGUUGCCUUAAGGAGCAUGUUCCUACAGGUCUUUGAACUCAAGAAGCUUUGGAAAGUUUCUGGAUUCGAUUGUAUGAUCUGGAUUGUGACAUUCCUGGCUGUGGUCAUCCUUUAUGUGGACUUAGGACUUUGGAUUGGGCUUGUCUUCUCAUUCUUCACUGUUGUACUGCGUACACAAAGGGCCAAAGCCGUCACACUUCAACGGAUAUCAGAUGUAGACAUAUAUGCUGAUGAUAAGAAAUAUAUGAAGACACGGCACAACCCUGGAGUUCGAGUCAUCUCCUUCAACUCCCCACUCUACUACGCCAACGGAGAUAUAUUCCUCCGCCAGGUUUUCACAAUUUCUGGUAUGAAACCACAGAGAGUUCGAAAAGAAAUAAAACGAUUUGGUUCUGUUGCGGAAUUUAGAAGACAUAGCAGUCGUAUACAAAUGACCAGCAACAACAUCGUAUCUGACCAGCCAUAUGACGGGAUGGCCAACGGCAAUGGCACUAACGACAAAGAUAAAAACGGUAACCCGGGAGCCUUGGUACAUCACAUCGUCCUAGACUUUUCUUCUGUAUGCUUUGUGGAUUCAGUCGGGUGUAAAGUUCUUAACCAGCUCUUCAAUGAUUAUAGGACCAUAGGUGUCAAAGUAUUCCUAGCUUGUGUCAGCGAUGAUGUAUGGUCGGUGUUAAAAACGACGGGGUUCCUGGAGAAGUACGAGAAAAACGUAUAUAUGUCUGUUAACGACGCCGUCAUUGUAGCUAUUGCAGAAGGGGAAACUUUUAGCGAGGAGGAAGCUGAAUCGGAUAGUGCUGUUGAAGAAAUCGACUCGAAACCAGAAGACAGGUUACUUGCUGGUCAGCCGAGAUAG
Molecule: messenger RNA, 2451 nt
Organism: Ylistrum balloti
Lineage: Eukaryota; Metazoa; Mollusca; Bivalvia; Pectinida; Pectinidae
Product: sulfate anion transporter 1-like
Exons: 18
Coding region: 1-2451 (816 amino acids)
Biological process (GO): transmembrane transport
Cellular component (GO): membrane
Molecular function (GO): bicarbonate transmembrane transporter activity; sulfate transmembrane transporter activity; oxalate transmembrane transporter activity
Source: RefSeq, a predicted model, not a curated record